AACUCAUAGUUUUUGUUUUUAAACAUAAAUAUGAUGAAUAAUUAUCGAAUAAUGAUUAUGCACAUAGUUCGCGCACUGCCGUUGCUAUGGUGAACAGACGACGCUGAGCCACCGGAACCACCGCGUGUUGUUUGUUUGCUGGACUGAUUAAUCUUUACUAAGUUUUUGUUUUCAAUAGUGUAAUACUAUUAAGCCAAAAUGCUUUUGUUGAUCGUUGUUAGUAAAUGUAUUUGACAACGCAUGCACAGCUCAAAUGAUAUACAUGUGUUUAAAUGGUGUUGUUAAUUGUUGGAUGGAAGUUCAUAUUUACCGCAAUAUUAACAACAAUGGCCUUUUAUGACGUUUACGCCCAUCCUGCUUUAAUAAGAUACAAAACAUGUGUUUGCACGAGGGCAACGCUGUUUGUCUUUGUGGUUUUAUGCCUCACGUAUAUUUCACCUCUUCUGGUGGCUUAUAGAAGUCAAGGGUUCUGGGUAAAGAGGAGCACAUAUGAAGAGCAGCCGGUCAUACAGUUCCAGUAUGACAUGAUCCUGAUGGGAGCAACAGACACAGCAGGGAAUUAUGUGGCAUGGAGCACAUUUCCCAAUUUUAAUCGACUGAUCGGAGAUAAUUUACGCAUCCCAUUUAUCUCUGCCCAGGAGGAGGACAGGAACCAGGAUGGGAAAUCGGACCUUCUCAGGCUUCAAAUCAGCAUCCCACUCAAGGCAGAAGAGCAGAUGUUCAGCAUUCAACUCCUCCUUACCUUCUCAUACCAGCUGUUUCGAAUGUCUACUGUUGUGAUGCAGACGCUUGCCUUCGUGCAGCACUCCUCCCCUGUCCCAGGUUCUCAGCUCUCCAUCUGUGGAGACCUGAAGCUAAACCAGCGAACUCCUCUUCCUCACCGAGGCUUACAUAGUACCUACAAUGUAUCAGUGAUUGAUGGAUCCAGUCCGUUUGCGAGUAAAUAUGACCUGGCCAACAUCAUUACACUCUAUCAGCAGAGAAACUUGACAACUCAUCUCUCCGGCGUCAUUCCCGUGUGGACCAUGGGAAGAGCUGCGAACGCUCCAUUCCAGAUCAGUGCUCAGAUCAACUAUCCAGUAGAGACUAUUGCCUAUCGACCAGGCUUUUGGGAAAUGAUUAAGUUUGCCUGGAUUCAGUAUGUCAGUGUCCUGCUCAUCUUUCUUUGGGUUUUCCAGCACAUUCAAACAUUCAUCUUUCAAAACCAGGUUUUACCGACCACCACAGUACCAGCGUUUAAACAGCACAGCUCCUGAUAUGACCUGGGCUUCUUUUUCUUCUUUUAUUAAAUGAUAUUUUUAAUCUUCAUUCAUUGUUGAGGACUUGUUUUCAAGUGAGUUUUUCUAUAUAUAGUUCUCUUUGUUCAGUUCAAGCACAUUCAUACUGGAUUUCCAGGAUGCCUGUGGAGUCUCUGGUUUUUCUGGUUUCCUUCAAGUUCAGCCGCACACUGUUGCAGGAUAUUUUUUUGCUGUGUGGUUGUAAUGUGA
Messenger RNA from Rhinichthys klamathensis goyatoka, 1487 nucleotides. It is a transcript of the gene tmem231, whose product is annotated as transmembrane protein 231. Gene Ontology annotation, biological process: cilium assembly; regulation of protein localization. Bases 273 to 1256 code for a protein of 327 amino acids. The transcript is spliced from 7 exons. Gene Ontology annotation, cellular component: ciliary membrane; ciliary transition zone. The record is from RefSeq and is a predicted model, not a curated record. NCBI's taxonomy places the organism in Eukaryota, Metazoa, Chordata, Actinopteri, Cypriniformes, Leuciscidae.